UGUUCCUCUUCUCCCAGGCAAUUAAAGGGGCAGAGGUGGACCCUUUUUCUCCUAGAGAGGCAUCAACCAAGACCCAGGCUGAGUGCGCCGGCAGCAUCCAGGCCGCAUCCGAGCCAUCCUGCCGCCGCCUUCCGCGACACCCGGCUAUUCCCAAUCGCCAAACCUCGCCGGGCCUUUCCGCCCACCUCUGGAGCCGCUUCCCCACAGCUCUCUGGCCCCUUCCCACCCAGAUCACCUCUUCUCGGGUCUCACCCAGCAGCACCGACCUAAGAUGGCGGCGAGAAAGAAAGAGCGCAGCCGCGGGGCAAGCUGGGAUAGGAAAUCGCGAGGACCCCCGGCAGGUCUCUGCUGAGGUGGCUAUACGACUGGCCUGUCUGAAAUCUGCUUUCUAACAAGCAUUUAGAAACGAAAUUUUGUCCGUUUUGCUUUUACACCAAGCUUUCUUUCUGCUCCCGCACCGCGUAGGACACCCCAUGGACCCUUGGAGUUAAGUCUAAAACAAACAAAGCAGGCAGGCUUCAGCAUAACCCGCGCUCUUCUCAGCGAGGGCCCCUCCUGAAGCUUGGUGGUAACCAUGGCGACGAGUCCUCCUCAGCUGGAGCCCCUCGGAGGGGCCAAGCCUAAGCCGCCUAAGCUCCUGCCUCUGGACGCUGUACGGUUUUCUGCUGUACUGGAGGAUUGCAUUGACCAGCUUGCCAUCCUCGGCUACAUCAUGCCAGUUUCAUAUGAGGGCAGGAAAGAUGUCAGUGACCUCAAUGAUGCAGAGAUCAAGGGCAUUCUUGCUAACCAGAAGGAUCUGAGCACGAAAUACAAGAAUCUGAUGGACUCACGGGCAGAGAGCCAGGCUAAGAUCCCCAGCGAGCUCGGCAAGAUUGCGGAACUUGGGCGGCAGCUACAGGACACGGGCAACGAGCUGAAGAGGGCUAACUACCUUUUCACUGUUGCCACGAAACAGAGCGCUUUGUCCACAGAUAACCUCAAGAAGGUUCAAGCUGACAGGAAAUAUGCAAGCGACGUGAUUGAAGACGUGACGGAUGAACUGCUGAUAUUGGGGACCUUUCACUCUCUCCAGCUAGCUAUGGAGAAAGAAAAGGAAAAGAAGUCCAACCUGCAUAACCUUGUUCUCAGGGAGGAGAUAGGAAGGAAGAAGAUAAAGUGUCUCCAGAAGCAGCUCAAUGAUGUCAAGAAAGAAAAGGAUUACGAGCUACAGAAUCGGAAUGAGAUGAUUGCGUACCUCAAAGACCAACUUCAAGAGAUGAAGGCUAAAACUGACAUGGAGAAUCGUUAUGUCAAGAAGGACACGGAGCUCCAGGUGGCUCAAAUGCAGAAGAAGUGCUUUGGUGCGGAGAACGAUCAGCAGAAUGAAAUUGAAAAGCUGAGGAAUCAAACUGAGCAGGAGAACAGAGUCCACAUGGACAUUGAGAAUUUCCUUAAGCAGCAGCAAAUGAGCAUAGAAGAGAAGCUGGAGUACUGGAUGGACAAGUAUGAGAAAGACACAGAAGCCAAGCAGCAAGCGCUCAACGCUCUAAAGGCCUCCAGAGCAGCUGACCAGGCAGCACUACAGGAACUGGCCAAGCAGUGCCUUUUGUGUGAGCAAGCAAUAAUUGAGGACCGUAAGGAAAAGGAGCAUGCCCGGAAGAAGGUAGAACAGGAUGCUCUGGAGAUGAAGAGUAUCCUGAAGCUGCAGGCCUGGUGGAGAGGCAUGAUGGUCCGUAGAUUCCUUGGCCCUUAUAAGAACCUCAAAAAAAUCCUGGAAGAAGAGCCAACAGGAAAAGAAAAAGGGAAGAAAGGCAAAGGGAAACCUGGCACAAAGAAGAAAAAGUGAUGGGAGCAGAGUCCAGCUCUAGCAUCAUAUUCACACUGAGCUUUUGGGCAAUUUGGUGUUGUGGGAUGAAGGAAUGGGACAACUGUAUGUCUUUGCCAAAAGGAUCAGAAAUAAUAAAAAAACUAUAAGCAUUCAUCUUGA
Rhineura floridana is the source of this 1966-nucleotide messenger RNA. RefSeq names its product IQ motif containing G (gene IQCG). NCBI's taxonomy places the organism in Eukaryota, Metazoa, Chordata, Lepidosauria, Squamata, Rhineuridae. The transcript has 10 exons. The record is from RefSeq and is a predicted model, not a curated record. Gene Ontology annotation, molecular function: protein binding. Gene Ontology annotation, cellular component: cytoplasm; sperm flagellum. Gene Ontology annotation, biological process: cilium organization; sperm axoneme assembly. The coding region runs from base 575 to 1825 and encodes 416 amino acids.